GGUAUCGCCAUCGAGUUGGCAUUAAAAGGGAGGACGGGGGACCGUAUCCAACACAUUUGCUCUUCAAGCAGUUCCAUCUUGGUUAUCUUAAAUUCUUUCUCAUACUUGCAAUCCAAGCUUCUUAUUGUGAAAUCUCGCGCCCUGUCAACACCGAGUUCUCUUCACAAUAAAGGCAAUGAAUAGGGGAUACAUUCCCUUACUGAUAGCGUUGGCUCAGACUACAGGGUCGUUGGCGAAGACGGUGACAUACGACUGGAACGUGACCUGGGUAUUUGCUAGCCCAGAUGGAUUUGGAAGACCAGUCAUAGGGAUAAACGACGCCUGGCCUUGCCCGACGAUCGAGGCAGAUGUUGGCGAUUUCGUUAAGAUCAACUUGAAUAACAAAUUGGGGAAUGAGACUACUGGCCUCCAUUUCCAUGGUAUCAAUCAAAUAAAUUCGAACUUCAUGGACGGCGCCGUCGGUACGAACCAGUGUCCACUGCCCCCAGAUCAUGCUGUCGUAUACAAGUUCUAUGCAGAUGCCCCCGGUACAUAUUGGUAUCAUUCCCAUAGCAUGGGGCAGUAUCCAGAUGGCUUUCGUGGUCCGCUCAUUAUUCACGAUACUGAUGAUCCUUAUAAGGAUGAUUACGACGAAGAAGUUAUACUUACCCUUUCUGACUGGUACCGGGAUCAGACGCCAACACUAAUGGAGGUAAUGAUAAAUCCAGAUAAUACCCAAUUCGCACCGCCGCUUCCAAAUAGUACGCUCGUCAACGAUGGCGGUAAUACUCACAUCUCUGUCAAGGCUGGAAAGACUUACCGUUUCCGGAUAAUUAACUGGUCUGCAAUGUUCGCUACAUUCAUCCAGUUUGACUCCUUGGACAUGGAUGUAAUUUCGAUGGACGCAUCAUACGUGGAAAGGCAGUCCGCGAAACAACUAAGAGUAUCUGCGGCACAGCGGUUCGACGCUUUAAUAACCAUACCUGAAGAUGCCGAUCGGAACUUUCCGUACUUAGUUGCGUUGGACAUUAAUCAAGACUAUACAGAUAAGGAUCCGCCGAGACCGGUCGUGUACCUGUUAAACGUCACGGGGAUGUUGGUCACAGACUCCGACAAAGACACGAGCGGGACUCUGACGGUCGACAAGUUCGAGCCUUUCGACGAUUCGACUUUCCAGCCUCACGAUAGCAAGGAGGUGUAUGAUCCGGUCGACAAGCAGCUGGUGCUAAAUUUCGACUACUGCUUCGACAUCAACAACUACCCUAGAGCGUGCUUCAACAACUCGACUUACAUCGCGCAGAAGGUGCCCGCGCUGUACACCGCGGCCUCCCUGGGGGAAAACAACACGGAGACGGCCGCGUACGGCCCCGUGGGCGCGUUCGUCGUCGAGUACGACGAGAUCCUCGAGAUCGUGGUGAAUAACAACAACGACGCGAUCCACCCGUUCCACAUGCACGGGCACCAGUUCCAGGUGCUCGCGCGGCCGGCGAGCCAGGCGGGGAACUGGAGCGCGGACGCGGUAUCCAUCAACUCGGUGCCGCCGCGGCGGGACACGGUGGCCGUGAACCCCAAGUCGUACGCGGUCUUCCGCAUCAAGGCCGACAACCCCGGGGUGUUCCUGUUCCACUGCCACGUCGAGUGGCACGUCGAGAUGGGGCUGAGCAUCACGCUUAUCGAGGCCCCCGACAAGCUGCGCGACUACUCGAUCCCGCAGGACCACCUCGACGCGUGCGACGCCAUGGGCAUCCCCACCACGGGGAACGCCGCGGGGAACGAGGACUGGGCGGAUACGAACGGCUUUGUUACCGUCCCGCCUACUACUUAUACCGGUUCCCUGUAUACGGAGUCCAGUUGAAAAGCGAGAUUUGAGGCAGAGCUAUGUCAUGUCAUGUGUUGGAGGGAGUAGAAAUUGUUGCAAACAAAUUGGUGUCUGGAAUUUGGUAUUGUGAAUAUCUGAGUAUAUUGUUAGUGAUUGUAUUCUGUUUUGCCGGGACAUAAGACAAUUACAAGUACAGAUUUCCUGUUCGUGGAAUGUAUAGGGAUCAUAUUGAUAUCUAGUUCGAAAAGUUAGUAUAUUCAGGACGUGGAGCUUAAAGCGUCCAAGUCCAUUUCAAAGCAUCGUAUGCUAUUAUAGGGUACCUAGUAGGUAAGAAGAGCU
Messenger RNA from Daldinia caldariorum, 2137 nucleotides. RefSeq names its product putative ferroxidase. Gene Ontology annotation, molecular function: ferroxidase activity; copper ion binding. Lineage: Eukaryota; Fungi; Ascomycota; Sordariomycetes; Xylariales; Hypoxylaceae. The record is from RefSeq and is a predicted model, not a curated record. Bases 176 to 1834 code for a protein of 552 amino acids. Gene Ontology annotation, cellular component: high-affinity iron permease complex. Gene Ontology annotation, biological process: reductive iron assimilation; cellular response to iron ion starvation. The transcript is spliced from 5 exons.